UUUAGUAAGGGACAAUAAACCUCGGACUAUUAUAGAAACGUGUUGUAAAGAGUUGUCAGUUGUUAAGCGUUAGCAUAAUAUUUAUUUCGAGUCCUUGUUAAAUGUCCUCUUCGCACAUGUCAUCCUUGGCGGAUUAGUUAGGGUAAAUAGAAAGAGUUUGUUAAUUUGUAGCCACCAUAGUCACCAAGUUGUUCUCGGUCGCCAUGUUUGCUUUGGGUGACGCCAACCGUCUCCAUUUUCCUCCGCCUCUGGUUGUCAAGAAGAUGGCAGCUUCCAGGCAGGCAUGAGAGGACAUAUUUCUUCGCAAAUCGAAUGAAUCGGAAUUAUUACAACAAGAUUAGACCACCCGUCAGUGCUUUUGCAAAUACUGCAUCGAAUUAGAAGUCAUGUCUGUCCCUGGCACCGCGGUGACUGGGACCUCGGCGUCGGUUCUGCAACCGCGGUGGAAACGGGUCCUCGGAUGGUCGGGUCCUGUUCCCCGGCCCAGACAUGGACACAGAGCUGUGGCGAUAAAGGAACUGAUGGUUGUGUUUGGCGGUGGAAAUGAAGGGAUAGUGGAUGAAUUACAUGUCUACAAUACUGCAACAAACCAGUGGUUUAUCCCGGCUGUCCGUGGUGACAUUCCACCCGGAUGUGCUGCUUAUGGUUUUGUCUGUGAUGGCACAAGAUUGCUGGUAUUUGGUGGUAUGGUGGAAUAUGGAAAGUACAGCAAUGAUCUCUAUGAAUUACAGGCCAGCCGAUGGGAAUGGAAAAAGUUAAAAGCAAAAAAUCCCAAAAAUGGCCCCCCUCCCUGUCCGCGUCUUGGUCACAGUUUUUCCCUGGUGGGAAACAAAUGCUACUUGUUUGGCGGACUCGCCAAUGACAGUGAGGACCCGAAAAACAACAUUCCCAGAUACCUGAAUGAUUUGUACAUACUCGAGCUUCGUGCUGGGUCCAGCGUUGUCGCAUGGGAUAUUCCAAUCACGUAUGGAGUCCUGCCUCCUCCUCGUGAGAGCCACACCGCAGUGGUCUACACAGAAAAGACAAGUAGAAAAUCUCGACUGAUAAUUUAUGGGGGAAUGAGUGGAUGUCGUCUUGGAGAUCUGUGGACUCUUGACAUUGAUACCUUAACAUGGAACAAACCAUCAGUGAGCGGGACAGCACCACUUCCUAGGAGUCUACACUCUGCCACUACCAUCACAAAUAAGAUGUAUGUUUUUGGCGGAUGGGUUCCUUUGGUAAUGGAUGAUGUCAAAGUGGCCACACAUGAGAAAGAGUGGAAGUGCACAAACACCCUGGCCUGUUUAAAUCUUGAUACCAUGUGCUGGGAGACAGUGUUGAUGGACACCCUUGAAGACAACAUUCCCCGGGCCCGUGCUGGUCAUUGUGCUGUGUCUAUCAAUUCCAGACUGUAUGUUUGGAGUGGUCGUGAUGGCUACCGUAAAGCAUGGAACAACCAAGUCUGUUGUAAAGACCUCUGGUACCUGGAAACUGAGCGGCCACAUGCCCCUGCUCGAGUGCAGUUGGUCCGUGCCAAUACAAACUCCCUGGAAGUGAGCUGGGGAGCAGUUUCCACUGCGGACACAUACUUAUUGCAGCUGCAGAAAUAUGACAUCCCUGCAACUCCAGCUGUAGCCUCGCCAGCCAUGAGUGCGAUCCCCUCGCAACCCGUGAACUCUCCAAAGAGUCCCGUUCCGGCUGCUGCAGCCCCCUCACCACAGACCCUGUCACAAGCUGGUAUUACUGAUGUUUCCUCUAUUUUGCACCCAAGGCAAGCUCAAUUGUUGUUUUGUGCAAAAAGGCUUAUUACAUCUUUAUCAAUUUUUACAGCUGUGUUGAAGGUUGCUACUCAGCAAUCUGCCACAGGGGCGUCUGUUGUCACAGUCCGCCCAAGCCACCCUGGGAAAUCGCCUGUAACUGUGACAUCCCUUCCUCCUGGUGUCAGAAUGGUUAUGCCUGCCCAGGUCACCCAAGGCUCGCCUAUUGGUAGUAGCCCGCAGAUGAGUGGCAUGGCAGCAUUAGCCGCUGCAGCUGCAGCAACACAGAAGAUUCCGCCGUCCUCUGCUGGAACAGUCCUCAAUGUUCCUGCAGGUGCCACAAUUCUCAAAACAGUAGCUGUUUCCCCUGGCACAACUACAGUGAAAGUUGCUUCCCCAGUCAUGGUCAGCAACCCUGCCACACGCAUGCUGAAAACUGCUGCAGCGCAGGUGGGCACAGCAGGCACGUCCUCGCCCAGCACUACCACCAGGCCAAUCAUCACUGUGCACAAGUCUGGUGCAGUCACUGUGGCUCAGCAGGCCCAGGUGGUAACCACUGUGAUGGGAGGAGUUACCAAGACUAUCGCUUUGGUCAAGAGUCCCCUCACCAUGGGUAGUGGUGGCACGCUGAUCUCCAACCUUGGCAAGAUGAUGUCUGUGGUUCAAACCAAACCAGUGCAGACAUCAGCUGUCACGGGCCAAGCUUCCACGAACCCUCUCACCCAAAUAAUUCAGACAAAGGGUCCCCUGCCAGCCGGCACCAUUCUGAAGCUGGUGACCUCUGCGGAUGGAAAACCUGCAACAAUCAUCACCACCUCCCAGGCUGGAGGCGCCGGAAACAAACCCACAAUCCUUAAUAUCAGUGGUGUCUCUUCAAAUGCCGCUAAACAGGGCCCCACUAUUAUUAAAACCAUCCCGAUGUCAGCCAUCAUGACCCAACCUGGAGCAACAGGUGUGACAAGUAGCACAGGAAUGAAAACGCCCAUAACAAUCCUUACAACUAAGGUGAUGACCACUGGAACGCCUGGCAAAAUUAUCACUGCAGUGCCCAAGCUCGGAACUGCAGCUGGCCAACAGGGAUUGACACAGGUUGUUUUGAAGGGUGCCCCAGGGCAGCCAGGGACUAUUUUGCGCACUGUACCCAUGAGCACAGUUGGCGGUGUUCGACUUGUUACGCCAGUGACAGUAUCUGCUGUUAAACCCACUGUCACAACCCUGGUUGUCAAGGGAACAACUGGUGUCACCUCUCUCGGCACAGUCACUGGUACAGUCUCCACAAGCCUAGCAGGUGGAACUGUGGACACUGCUAAUGCAUCUCUGGUUACUCCCAUCACCACAUUGGGGACCAUUGCUACACUGUCCAGUCAGGUCAUCAGUUCGCCUGCGAUAACUGUGUCUGCUGCCCAGACUACCCUAACGUCUGCAACCACACUGCCCUCGUCCAGCAUCACAGUGCAGAACCAGCCCACCCAGGUCACUCUAAUCACAACUCCCAGUGGUGUAGAAGCCCAACCAGUGCAGGAUCUACCAGUGUCGAUCCUGGCUUCACCCACCUCUGAACAGCCCAGCUCCUCUGAGGCUGGAGCUGCUGGAGAUGGGUCCGGGACCGUAACUUUGGUCUGCUCUAACCCGCCGUGUGAGACACACGAUACAGGAACUACUAAUACAGCCACAACAUCGUCUGCCCCCAUCGGCGCAGGGCAAGUUUGCUCCAAUUCACCCUGCGAAACCCACGAAACCGGAACCACAGCCACCACCUCCUCCGCUACAAUUGGAGCAGGACAGGUCUGCUCAAACCCUCCUUGUGAGACCCACGAAACAGGAACCACCAACACAGCUACGAUGGCAUCAUCAAAUAUGCCUGCGCUUCGUGUGUGCUCCAACCCGCCAUGUGAGACCCAUGAAACGGGGACAACCAACACGGCAACCACAGCAUCAGCUAGCAUGGGAGGAGUCCAGCAGGUGUGCUCCAAUCCCCCCUGUGAGACUCACGUGACCGGUACCACCAACACAUCCACGCAGGCGUCCUCCAACAUGAGUGAAGGCCAGACUGGCACGGUGCAGAGGGUUUGCUCCAACGCACCUUGCGAAACCCACGAGACCGGGACAACUAACACGCCAUCGACGGCCACCUCCAACAUGGGAGGGGACCAGACCAGCUCAGCAACUGGUGCCGUUCAAAGAGUUUGCUCCAACCCACCUUGCGAAACACACGAGACUGGGACCACCAACACAGCCACCACUGCGACCAGCAGUUUUGAGGCAGGAGAAGGCACAGCAGCUCAGCAGACAGAUGAUGUAACUGAAGGCACCAGCAGCACUGAAGAGGCCUCUUCCACUGCAGCAGCUGUUACCACCACCACCCAGGGCAGGGCCAUCACUACUGUCACUCAGUCCACGCCUGCCCCUGGGCCAUCCGUACCUUCGAUCUCAUCAAUCACAGAGGGGGGGAGCACUGCAGCCAGCUCCACAGAAGAACCCAUGCAGACUGAAGCGGCUGCAUCAGCAGAAGCUGUACCUGCAGAGGAGGGAGCCACUCCUAUGGAAACUCAGGCAGAAGGAGAUGCAGUAGCCACAGCCACAGCCUUGAACCUGCCAUCGGAGCUCAUGUCUGAGGGCCAGGGGGCCACACUGAUGGUAACGGGGCUGUCAGACGAGGAGCUGGCUGUCACAGCUGCAGCAGAAGCCGCUGCUCAGGCAGCAGCUACUGAAGAAGCUCAGGCCUUGGCCAUCCAAGCAGUCCUCCAGGCUGCCCAGCAAGCUGUAAUGAAUGAAAGUGAUGCAGCUGGGGAGGGGCAGCAAACCACCACCAUCCCCAUCAUGUUGACACAGCAGGAGCUCGCAGCACUGGUCCAGCAGCAGCAGCAGCUUCAGGAGGCCCAGGCUGCCGCUCAGCAAGGUGCUGUAGACACAAGCAUGCCCACUGAGGGCCUCGCUCCUGCUGACAGCCUCAACGACCCCUCUGUGGAGAGCAACGGACACAGCGAGAUGGCUGCCGCAGUAACAAGUGCAGUGGCCUCCCUGCUGCCACGUACCACUGCUGAGACACUGGCUCCGUCGAGUACAUUUGCACCGGUUGUGUCAGUGGCCAGUCCCGCCAAGCUGCAAGCGGCAGCUGCACUAGCUGAAGUAGCCAAUGGCAUUGAGGGAGAGAAACAAGCCCCUCAGCCAACCCCUGUGAAGCCUGCUGUAAAGAAAGAGAAUCAGUGGUUUGAUGUCGGAAUUGUCAAAGUGACAAAUAUGGUUGUCACUCACUUCUAUGUGCCAGCAGAUGAUUCACAAGGAGAUGAUGACUCUGGCGUUAUUCCAGACUACGGCCAGAUGAAGAAAAUGGAGCUUCAGCCUGGGACAGCGUACAAGUUUCGUGUAGCUGGAAUCAAUGCUUGUGGCCGUGGGGCCUUCUCAGAGAUAUCCGCUUUUAAGACUUGCCUGCCUGGAUUCCCCGGCGCACCAUGCGCCAUCAAAAUCAGCAAGAGCCCAGAUGGCGCUCACCUGACCUGGGAGCCUCCCAGUGUGACGUCAGGGAAGAUCAUUGAGUAUUCCGUGUACCUGGCCAUCCAGAGCAACCAGACGGCCGAGGCCAAGGCCUCCACCCCGGCCCAGUUAGCAUUUAUGCGCGUGUACUGUGGGCCCAACCCCUCUUGCCUGGUGCAGUCUUCCAGCCUCUCCAACGCCCACAUCGACUACACCACCAAGCCAGCCAUCAUCUUCCGCAUCGCCGCCCGAAAUGAGAAGGGCUACGGUCCUGCCACUCAAGUUCGAUGGCUGCAGGAAUCUGGCAAAGAUGGCGCCUCUGCAAAACCGGCACCCAAAAGACCAGGCACCUCUCCUGAUACUAAGACUACUGGUCCAAAGAAAGCAAGGACGGACCAGUGAGGUUUCCCAGAGAUCCCUCCCCCUUUGUCCUUUUCCUAUUUGCUGUCCUUUUUAUCAGGAAGACCUCUUCAUCCUCAAUGUCAUCCGAACAGCAUCCUCCUCCUCCACCCUCAAGUCUCAGACACGACAACAACAGAGGCACAACACCCGAAUGAAGCCGAGAUGAAAGUCAAUCUGAGUCGUUUCUGUAGAUAAAACCCUCUUUCGUCCAUGUUCUGUUGGCCAUGAUAUUUGUAGAGUGGCAUAAACCUAGAAGCACAUUAUCUUUUUCAGUCGAAUCGAAUCCUCUUUCGCCAUUUUAAUGUUUGCUUUUUGGGGGGCUUGUUUCAGUAGUUUAACAGUAGAGAACCAUUUUCAUCUUUCACAAAGUGGGAGCCAGCCUGGGUGCUAUGUUACUUUUUUCUGGGUCAUCUUUUGUGGGGGAUGUAGCGAGAGACUACAUAAAUGUACAGUGUUGGAACAAGGCUGUGGAGGCAUUAGAUUAGAUGAACGGAAAUCAGUAUGGAAUCAAAUAAAGCACUUGUCCUUAAUGAGAGGACAUUAUUUUUUUCCUUUCUUUUUUGCUCCAAAUUGCAUCAACAAGACCUGAGUCCAUACAGUCAUGAUGGUACGGGACUCCUGGUAACGUCAUCACUGUGUGCUUUUCACCCCAAGAUGAGGACUGGUGGCAUCCGGAUGUGGUCUCCCUCCCCCAAAAUAAAAUAAUUUGUAGAGAAUUGACCUUGAACUUUGCUCCGACUGAGACUUGCACCCCACACACACACACACACACACACAAAUCAUUGCAAAAUCUUCCCCAAAAAUUAGCGUGCAAUGGCGCAGAUCUUUUUGUGUAGUUUAUUUUUGUAUAUAUUUUUUUUAAGCUUUCCCCCAACUGUGUAUGUGUGCAUUUUUAAAAACAUCACCUUUUUUUUUUUUUUUUUUUUUUAAACUGUUUGUUCCUCCCCUCACCCAAUAGUUUGUGUUUGUGGGCAGAUGGGUGGCCAUGUUGAAGUUGCCACUAUAUUUUUAAAAGUCGUCACUCAGUUGGUUGUAUGUUCUUGUUAACAGAUGGUAAUGAAAGAGCGAAACUUUUGUAUGUAUUUGUUUCAAGUAGAACUGCAGAGGUUAUAGGACUGAAGGGAACUUUAAGUGGACCCAGGGAUAGAUUUUACUUUGUUUACUACAACGGUCUCCAUGCUUGUUUUUGCUUUGUUUGCCAAACAUGGUUUCAUGGGAUUCAUACCCACUCCCUUAACAUCCCACUCAGUUGUCCUAUGCUUUUUAUGCUCAUGAAUGUGGUCUCUCACCUCUUCAUUUUUGUUUUGUUUUUGUAGAAUGUCAAAUUAUAUUAGUAGGCAUAUUCCCCUAUCCUAUUGAUGUAUGUGAAUCCAUUUAAUAAAUUUUAAUUUUUUUUUUCCCUUCUUUGACUCUGUAUUUCAAACUGCAGAUGGCAUGCCAGUCAGCUGCGAGGUGCAAACCUGUGUGACUUCGAUUGAGGUUGUCUUUGAGCAAAAGAGCUUACAUAGCCAGUGUACUCACUUGUAAAUUAGUUCGUUCAUAGAGCAAGAAUAAAACAAAACAAAAUCACGUUGGCCUUUUAUAUAAUUACCUGUGACGCUGUUUUUUCACAUUGGUCAUCGCUUCAUUGCCUUUUUGUGUAUUUACUAUGAAAGAAAAAAUCUAUAUACAAAGAUAUGUAUAGUCUCCCUGAUUGUUUUUGAUUUGCCUGUAUCAUGCCGAUUCUGCGUGUGGGAGUCAUAAUCCCAUGACAGUACAGCGCCAACUUGUACUGGAGUGUUUGUUUUCGCCAAGGCCGUGCAUCUCUGUUGUGAUGAUACUGGCCAGCCUGUUCUCUCUCUGUUGUCUCUCAUCUAAUCUACCUUUUGUGGGUUCGCUCAGUUUCUUUGUCUGGCUGAACUUUCUCUUCAAAUGCAUUCUUAUUUUUUGUGCGUGUCAGUGUGUCUGUUGAACAAAACUAGACAUGCAUGCAAAAGCAGUGUAUUUUGGUAGUGAUGCCUUAAAUUAAUUAGAUCAUACGCUGAAGGUUCUACAAGGAAAAACAACAAAAAAAAAAACAAGAAGUUUGUUCCUCUCUCCACGUGGUAUUCAAGUGUGUCCUUCCCUUCCUCAGUCCCUUUGCAGGGUCACUCUUUUUGCACCCUUGUUCGAUAGGUCACCGUCAGCAGUGCCGAGAUGUGUCUGACCUUUCCCCUCCACGAGUGGUUCUGUCACCACUGGCAGUCGUUGCGAGUUUCUCUCGACGAAUCGCAAGCUACCUGGAAAUGUCCUGUAUUUUCAAAUGUGUGUUUUUUUGUACUGUAGGGAGUAAUGUAUCUUUUAUCAUCCAAAAAAUAAACAUGGUAAACAGCC
Messenger RNA from Phyllopteryx taeniolatus (common seadragon), 7964 nucleotides. It is a transcript of the gene hcfc1a, whose product is annotated as host cell factor C1a. Lineage: Eukaryota; Metazoa; Chordata; Actinopteri; Syngnathiformes; Syngnathidae. Bases 387 to 5612 code for a protein of 1741 amino acids. The transcript is spliced from 27 exons. The record is from RefSeq and is a predicted model, not a curated record. Gene Ontology annotation, molecular function: protein binding; transcription coactivator activity. Gene Ontology annotation, cellular component: histone methyltransferase complex. Gene Ontology annotation, biological process: chromatin remodeling; regulation of DNA-templated transcription.